AUGAUAUCAAGUUUUAUAAAAUCAAUUCCAUUUUUGGUCUUUCUUGCAGUAGCCAUGGGAGGUGAUCCAGAAAUCACAGCAGACUUUGUAGUUCCAGCAAAUUACAGUGGUAACAGUGUAGUCGAUGGAAAUUUCUUUACUUUCACUGGCCUGCGCAACGUAGUUAACUCAAACUACCUACGAACUUUCACAGUGAAUAAAGUUAGUCCGGCAAACUUUCCAGCUCUGGAGGGUCAAGGUGUCUCUUACGCUUUUCUGCAAUUUCCAGCAGGAUCUAUCAACCCACCUCAUUCACACCCGCGUUCAGCUGAGCUAUUGUUGCUGUUAAAAGGGUGGCUGAAUGUUGGCUUUAUUGACACCAAUAACAAAUUAUAUGAAAAAACUCUGAAAGCUGGAGAUAUGUUUGUGUUUCCAAAGGGACUGGUGCAUUAUCAAUCUAAUGAUGAUCCAAAGGAAACUUCAACCGCUAUUUCUGCCUUUGGAAGUGUUGAUGCAGGCACAGUUUCUGUUCCUCUCAAUGUGUUUACCAGUGGCAUUGAUGAUUACAUUCUUGCUAGGGCUUUCAAAACUGAUGUUGCAACUAUCCAAAAGCUCAAGGAAGGCCUUGCACCCAGGGCCUAA
This is a messenger RNA of Mangifera indica (mango), 621 nucleotides long. Its product is annotated as germin-like protein 9-3. Gene Ontology annotation, molecular function: manganese ion binding. The record is from RefSeq and is a predicted model, not a curated record. The transcript has a single exon. Gene Ontology annotation, cellular component: cell wall. NCBI's taxonomy places the organism in Eukaryota, Viridiplantae, Streptophyta, Magnoliopsida, Sapindales, Anacardiaceae. Bases 1 to 621 code for a protein of 206 amino acids.